UGUUCUGCGUGUUUGUGUUUAUAAAAAUUUGUGUGAUUUUGGUGAACUCGAAUCGCAUCCAAAACAAAUUUUUUUUCCCUAUUAACAUGGCAAAACCACCAUCUCGUUCAAUCCUCAAAAUGAUUUUCACGAAUUUCGUUAACUCAUUUCGUCCUCGACAAAUCAGUGGCACAUUGAAGGGAGAGGACUAUUUCGGUAAUAAAUAUUACGAAAUUGCUGCAGAUCCAUCCAUCGGAAAAAGGAAACCGUCACGCUGGUUCGAACCCGCCAACAAGGAAGCUUUCGACCAAGAACGUACAGCCGAAUGGGAUGCAUGGUUGCGAGGACGAAGAGAUGAUCCACCAACGAAGGAAGAACUCAGCUACAAUUUGUCGAUCAUCGAAAUGAAACAGUCGAAUGCCAAGAAAAUUGAUGAAAAAUUCGGUACCAACCAAGACAACAAAAUCGUGACCGGAAUGGCAUUUCCUUCGUAUGAUGAAUAUGAACGGGUGCCGGGUAAAAAACCUGGAGAGAAGUGAGACCACCAAUUGAUGCCGGUGAUUUAGAUAAUUUUAAUGUGCUCAGUCCAUUGAGUGAGGACUCAGUCUUAGGCCACAAAAUGUAAAUA
Bradysia coprophila is the source of this 607-nucleotide messenger RNA. RefSeq names its product NADH dehydrogenase [ubiquinone] 1 alpha subcomplex assembly factor 2. Gene Ontology annotation, biological process: mitochondrial respiratory chain complex I assembly. NCBI's taxonomy places the organism in Eukaryota, Metazoa, Arthropoda, Insecta, Diptera, Sciaridae. The record is from RefSeq and is a predicted model, not a curated record. Gene Ontology annotation, cellular component: mitochondrion; respiratory chain complex I; membrane.